AUGACGGGUUAUUCCGACGUUACUUCCACCGCGUCCCAGAGUCCGGCCCGUCGUAGAGCCACUAGGAUCUUCAUUUCUUCUUCAUCCUCGUCCUCAUCUUCGCCUUCACCUUCUCCUCCUCCUCCUUCUUCCUCUUCUGCUUCUAACCCGAACCUGCUUGACCCCAUAAACAUUAUGAGUUCUUCUUCCGACCGUUCUCCUUCUGCCCAUUCCCCUUCAGCCCGGGAGCUGGAGGAGGCGAUCGAGCUCGAUGCCUACCUCGAGCGGCGGGCCGGCUCCGCCCCCUCCCCCAAGUCCCCCCAUGACUCUCCUGGCGGGCCCCAGGGAGGAGCUGGAGAGGAUAGGGACUCCUCCGAGGGCACCCCUGGCCCUAAGCAGGGGGAUGAUCCCGAAUUUAGCUACGGCUACCCCGACCACGAGGAGGUCACCAUCUCGCCGGAGGCGGUGGCCGAGUUGGUUAGGUCCUACUCUAUCCCCUCGGCCUUUGAGCCAAGGGCUGCCGGGCCCGACGACCGGGCUAGCCGUCCCCCCCCGGUUUCAUAG
This is a messenger RNA of Coffea arabica (coffee), 543 nucleotides long. The record is from RefSeq and is a predicted model, not a curated record. Lineage: Eukaryota; Viridiplantae; Streptophyta; Magnoliopsida; Gentianales; Rubiaceae.